GCAUUAGAUCAGAUGUGUUGUGAACUAUCAGGCGCUGCUGUGGCAACUCCCGCUGCUCCGGAGAAACAGAGAUACAUAGAUUUUUCCUCUACGUUUUGACUCUUUGUGAUUGCUUUAGAGGGGAAGAGUGAAGCAGUAGCAGAGCGCUAGUUUUGACAGAUACGCUGUGUUUGGUUGUGUGUUUUUAGACGGAAGUUGAGUGCUUCGAUUCAAGUCACUUUGUGUCUCGUGCACUUCGUUUAAAAGCAGCCGUUUGAGUGAAAACAAACACGACAGUGUUAAUGUUCCUUUAUGUCACUUUUGUUUUUGGAAGUGUGUGGUUUAUGGUUGACAGCACAAGUUAGAAACAUAGUGAGCAUUGUCUAAUGGCGCAACAGCAUUCGCGGUGUUGGUUCGCAGUCAACUCCACAUUUUCUUUCUGCGCACACGGUCUCUUGCGCGUCGACUCGCAAACAUUCAGCCUCACUAAAAUGUCUUUCAGUCGACGACUUAUCGGCGUUAGUGUGAACCGAGCAAACACAAUGUUGGAAUAUAUCUGUAACCGGAAAGAAAGAAGAAAAAAACGUGUUUUUAGACUUGGACGGCUUGUGCUCGCCAGCAUGUUGCCUCGCAGCUAAAGUUGGGCAGUAAGAACUCGUGUAAACACACCAAACCUCACUUCUAGUACACUAUUAGAGGUUUACGAAGUGAGGUUUAGGGUUUGUGUUUAACAGGAUGGGGACAGGUGUUAAGGAGUUAAAUGUGUUGAACGAGUCAGUGCUGUUUAUGGAGGGGAACAGGAAACCUCGCUGUGUUCUGGCAACCUAAUCUGAGCAGUCAGGACGGAAUGUGCUCAACGUCAAACACGUUUACAACUACAGGCUGUAGACUGUCUGACUCUAGUUAAGUUUUAAAAACUGCAGGCAAAGUAAAGCGUUUAAAAUAGGAGUAAACAGUAAAGUUCAUGUGCAUGCUGUGUUUACAAAUCCAGUGCUUUUAUAUUUAACCAUCUAGUUCAGUUGAUGCUUCAAAAGUGCUUCAUAGUAAUGAUACACAUUUCUAAUAACCUUAAAAAAAUAAAUUAGCUGAAGAGUAGUGUCUUUUUAUAUUUUAUCAUCUAGUAAAUACUGCUCAAGUACAAAAGUAGUUUAAGUGGAGAACUGAAGCACAGCUGCACAUGUUCAAAUCUGUUAUUUGUUAUGAUAAAUGUUUGCUGUUGCUUUUAAAUUAUGGUAAACAUUGUUCCAAGUUAAAAUAACUGGAAAAACCACCAUUGCGAUCAUGAUUUAUGGCAAGAUUGAAAAACAGAUUAUGUAAUCGUUCAGUUAUUAAGGUCCAAUAAGAGGCAAGGGAUGGGUUCUAAUGAUUUAGUAAUCCUCGUUAGUCUUCUUCCAAUGGCGCCACCUUCUGACAAAACACUGUCAAGACACUUUGGAUCAAAAGCUUGUUGCGUUUACGUGAAGCCUGAAGUGAAAAAAUACAAUGAGUGUACAUAAUCUUAAUAUAACAAAUUUUGACAGCAUGGCCACAGAUGCAGAUGGCUGUAUCCAAUUCACACGUCAUGCAGGCGACGUCCUACUUAACUUUAACCGUCUGCGCAGCAGGAACAUCCUAACUGAUGUCACCAUACAAGUGGACGGACAGCAGUUCCAUGCUCACAAGGCCAUCCUGGUGGCUUGCAGUGGCUUCUUCUAUUCUGUGUUCAUUAACCCGGAGAAUGUAGACCUCGGUGUCAUCAGCUUAGACCCCAAGGUGAACUCCAUAGGUUUCUCCAUCCUGUUGGAUUUCAUGUACACAUCCUGUCUGGACCUUAAAGACAGUCUCGUCCUGGCUACCAUGGAAACAGCCAUCUAUCUCCAGAUGGAACAUGUGGUUGACACCUGCCACAGGUUCAUCAAGUCCAGACAUCAGUCUCUGCAUAUGCAGACUGGACAGAUACAGACUGAAUCAUUACAUUCGGCUGCAGAGUUCCCUGCUGUGAGGCCCGUCAGUGAAAAAGAACCAGACUUCAAAACCAAUCACAUAUCAUCCCCCAGUGUUUUCAGAGGUAUUAACACCUCUGGCUCCUAUCAUGUCUAUGGGGACUUCCAUAUUCAUGCCACAAAGAUGGAAGACUCCCAAACCAUCACUGCCCUUCCAAGUGGAGGGUCUUUGUCCCCAAAUCAAUGUUCGCAAGUACCCAACACCAACAUGGCUCACAGUCAAUCCACCACCACCAUCUCCCACCCAGUGCCAUCUCAUCCCAGUUGCCCGACCACAAUUAUUCAAUCAGCAGGAGCCCAUGGGAGCCAUUGUGGGCCUGCUGCCCCCACGGAGGAAGAAAAUAUUCAGCACCCACACACCACAUGUUUGCGGGUGUGUCCAGGCUUCAGCAAAGGUGUCAUCUUUAGCCCUCAAAGCCCACUCAGGUCCGACUGCCAACCAAACUCACCCACAGAGUCCAGCAGCAGUAGAAAUGCAAUCCUGAGCCUCAAACAGCCCUCAGACUGCACUGAUGAUGCCAAGGCCCGCAACUGGAAAAAGUACAAGUUCAUCGUUAUGAACCAGUCUUGCGAUGAGAAUGAGAAAGAGUCUCAGGCUGGCGGCAUUGAAUCUACACCAAUGUCCCCCAUGUUGAGCCCCUGCAGGAGUGUUGGAACAGGUGGAGACAGUGACGUCCAAUCAGACGAGGGAGCUAGCAAGCAUAGAGAAGAAAUCCCCAAUUCUCAGAGUGUCGACAGCUGCAGCAGUAGCAGCAGCACCUGCAGCAGUAUCAGUCACCGCAGAUGCUCCUCUUGUGGCUGUGACAGUCCUCAGUCCAUGGAUAUGGGCCAACUUUCUCCAGACUCAUACAGGAUAGACGGCACUAUCAAACUACAAUCAGAAUAUUCCCCCUCCAGCUGUGACAACAACACCUACUUCUGCAAAGGGUGUGACCUCAAGUUCACAGAUGAAGAUUCCCUCAAAGACCACAUGGUCCAGGUCCACAGUGACAAGCCAUACAAGUGUGACUGCUGCCAGGCUGCCUUCCGCUACAAGGGAAACCUGGCCAGCCACAAGACGGUUCAUACAGGAGCAAAGCCGUACCACUGCAAUAUUUGUGGCGCUCAGUUCAACCGACCAGCCAACCUCAAAACUCACACUCGGAUCCACUCUGGUGAAAAGCCAUACAAGUGUGAGACAUGUGGUUCCAGAUUUGUCCAGGUGGCCCAUCUUCGCGCCCAUGUGCUAAUUCACACAGGAGAGAAGCCGUACCCUUGUGAGAUCUGUGGAACACACUUCCGCCACCUUCAGACGCUCAAGAGCCACAUGCGCAUUCACACAGGAGAGAAACCUUAUCAUUGUGAAAAGUGUGACCUCCACUUCAGACAUAAGAGUCAGCUGAGGCUUCAUCUACGACAGAAGCACGGUGCAGUCACUAACACCAAGGCUCAGUAUCGCAGGAGUCCCAGCAACAUGGCAACUGGCCUUGUGAACUCCUGCUGAACCUGCUGCUAUCCCUCUGUGACACGUUGUCCCCUCUUGUACAUUGGCCAAUACUCGUGUUUUUCUAAAUACAGACAAGUAUAAAUAUACAGUAUAUGUAUUUGUAAAUGAUGUACAUUACUAUAUGCAGGCUCUUAGUAUUUGGUUACUCUUAUUGUAAGAUUGUAGAAGCUCUUGCCUCUGUUGUGAAUGUGCAACAACAGAAUGUACGUUUUGAAUGUGAAAGUGAGCAGGUGUUUCUCUGUUAUUACUACACUGAGUGUCAGCAUUGGAGGACAGUCCUCUUUGUCGUUCAGAUCGAGAAUCACUGUUGCAGUUUUGUGUCUUUCGGUAUCAGUAUGAAUUUUCCCCAAUAAUGUGGUCACAGUUUUUGCAAUUAUUUUCAUUAUUCUAUUUUUGUAAAUAAGAUAAUAUAUAUUUCCACAUUGCCAUCUGCUGACAGAGUACAAAUACAUUUACAUUAAAAAUGCGCACAGUGAGCUUUACCGAUUGUUGACGACACGCGGGCUUGUUAUUUUGAUAUUGCAUAGUUAGUUUGCAGUACGCCUUGUGAUGUGCUCAGAUUGUCAUCCUUUGGAUUAAUUGCUGUAUACAUAUGUUCUUUUCUAAUAAUUUCUAGGCUCGUGUUGGUAUUUUGCACAUACUCAUAAUGCUGUGAUAUAUUUUCAUACUUUUGAAAUAUUUCUAUAUAAAAUGUCCUUGACAGUGUGAAAAUAUUUACCCCCCCUCGCCUUGCACCUGCCAAAUUCUUAUUUAUAUAUUUUUUUUCUUUUUUGUAUCUGGUGCUGCAAUGAUCCAAUGUUGCCAAGGGGUCAUUUAAGUAAGAUUGUAUUUUAUCAAACUGUAUGUAUCAUAGUGCACUUGCAUUCAAACUUCUCUAUUGUCAGACAGUUGGUGUAUUUUCAGUUUGAUAGCAUGAAAGCCCGGGCAGAUGUUAUCUGCUCUUUGUGAUGCAUCGCCCUGUUGUUAUUUGACUGCAUGUCAGGUUAGGUACUGUUGGUAUGAGAUCUGACAACAUGUUGUAUAUAGCUCGUAAAAUGCAGAUCCACCAGGCCUCAAGCUUAAACGCUCAGGAAUGUUAGUUAUAUGUAAGCAGAUGUUUCAUAUACAUACAUGUGUGUGUAUAUAACAGAAAUUAAAAUAAAAUAUAUUUUAAGUAGCA
Messenger RNA from Solea solea (common sole), 4606 nucleotides. RefSeq names its product BCL6A transcription repressor b (gene bcl6ab). The coding region runs from base 1462 to 3444 and encodes 660 amino acids. Gene Ontology annotation, molecular function: protein binding. The transcript has 9 exons. The record is from RefSeq and is a predicted model, not a curated record. Lineage: Eukaryota; Metazoa; Chordata; Actinopteri; Pleuronectiformes; Soleidae. Gene Ontology annotation, biological process: regulation of cytokine production; negative regulation of transcription by RNA polymerase II; regulation of immune system process.